GAAGGUUGCAGCCUGAGGCGCGGGCUGCCAGGGCAGGGUGCUAGGCCCUCCCACCACCCUCGGGCUGGGGGGGAAGGGGUGGAGCAGCGUCUUCAGGCUGCAGCCAGCUGCCAGCAGGAAGGAACACCCUGCUACUGCUUCCCUCUCCAGCCUGCGGCGGGUCCUGCUGCCCCCGGGCGCAGCGCAGUGCCAGGAUGAGUGCUACAGGUGCGGAGGGGCCGGGGCCCUGCAAUGUUUCCUUCAGUAAGUUCCAGGAGCACAUGUGGCCAGCGGUGACGGUGGAGUUCUUCCUGGCCUUCGCCGGCAAUGCCUUCGCCAUCUACCGCUUCGUGGCGCGUGAGCGCACCUGGCACACGGGCAUCGUGUAUUCCUUCAACCUGGCCGUCAGCGACCUGCUCUACGCCCUCUCCCUGCCCUUCCUGACCGCCUACUACUACCCGCCCAAGCACUGGCGCUACGGCCUGGCCCUCUGCAAGCUCGAGCGCUUCCUCUUCAGCUGCAACCUGUACGGCAGCAUCUUCUUCCUCACCUGCAUCAGCCUGAACCGCUACCUGGGCAUCGUGCACCCGCUGCUGGUGCACGGCCGGCUGGAGCCGCGCCACGCCAAGCUGCUGAGCGGCGCCGGCUGGCUGCUGGUGGCCGGCCUCUCCGCCCCCACCCUGCACUUCUCGGAGCUGCAGCCCAGGGGGAACUGCACCGAGUGCCUGGGCAGCGCCACGGCCGAGCAACUGCCCCGCUACCUGCCCUACAGCCUCUUCCUGGCGGCCUUCGGCUGCGGGCUGCCCUUCCUGCUCACGCUCUUCUCCUACGCGGCCAUCCUCCGCACCGUCUGCCGCAACCCCCACAUCACGCGGCUGGAGAAGCGCAAGGUGGGGAGGCUGGUGAGCGUGGGGGUGGCCCUCUACGCUGUCUCCUACCUGCCCUACCACACCCUGCGCAACCUCAACCUGCACCUGCGGCAGCAGUGUCUGCUGGGCAAGGCGCCGAACUACCAGCACGCGCUGUUCGUCCACUCCGCCUACCAGCUCAGCAAAAUCCUGGUCACCCUCAACAUCUGCGCCCACCCGCUGCUCUACGGCGCCCUGGCCGACAGCAUGCGGGGCUGGUGCAGGGCCCCCCGCAGGCAGGACAGGGGCCAGCCCUCAGAGAACAUGGAGCUCAAGGCCUGUGGCUGACACCGGGGAUGGAACCAGCCUCCCCCCACACUUUGUGCUGCCAGCACACAGGACUGGCUCUCCCCCCCGCAGCCCAGGCCAGACCACGCAGGGGGUAACAGCAGCUGCUCCGGCUGCCUGCCCCAAACUCUGGGGGGCAGCUCCUCCCUCCUCAGCUAGACACCAACCCCCCUCUGAGCCCCUCAGCGAGUGGGGCUUGUGACACCCCUGUUACCGCAGCGGGGGCUGGGCUCCUGCGAGAUCGGCCAUUAAAGCAGAGUCA
Molecule: messenger RNA, 1437 nt
Organism: Trachemys scripta elegans
Lineage: Eukaryota; Metazoa; Chordata; Testudines; Emydidae
Gene: P2RY11
Product: purinergic receptor P2Y11
Exons: 2
Coding region: 195-1175 (326 amino acids)
Biological process (GO): G protein-coupled receptor signaling pathway; neuronal signal transduction; calcium-mediated signaling
Cellular component (GO): plasma membrane
Molecular function (GO): G protein-coupled ATP receptor activity; neurotransmitter receptor activity
Source: RefSeq, a predicted model, not a curated record